Molecule: messenger RNA, 2149 nt
Organism: Amphiprion ocellaris (clown anemonefish)
Lineage: Eukaryota; Metazoa; Chordata; Actinopteri; Pomacentridae
Product: cell division cycle protein 20 homolog B
Exons: 12
Coding region: 159-1568 (469 amino acids)
Biological process (GO): anaphase-promoting complex-dependent catabolic process; positive regulation of anaphase-promoting complex-dependent catabolic process; positive regulation of ubiquitin protein ligase activity
Cellular component (GO): anaphase-promoting complex
Molecular function (GO): ubiquitin ligase activator activity; protein binding; anaphase-promoting complex binding
Source: RefSeq, a predicted model, not a curated record
AGGUGGAGGAGCCCCGACAGCACAGGAGACAACAGGUGCAGCAGGCAUGGACGGGCCAGAGCCCUCAGACAGGCUGGGAGGAGAGGAAAAUGAGGUUUUACUGAAGUAAUAGGCGAUGGAGACGAAAUUAAAGACUGGAAAUCCACACAAACUGGAGGAUGCUGACAGAUUUCAUAGGAAAGAGGAGGCACCGUCCCUCAGAGGAACAACUGGAUGCCCAUCAACUGACAUACAAGCGCUUCAGGAGGCGGAUCCAAAGGAACAGCAGAGAGGGUCCGGCUGCCAGUACACCAGUGGCCACUUGGCGGCAGCAAAGCUUCGAGUUUGAUCCAGUCUGUCAGCAGCUGCAGCUGGAUUCUCCACCAAAGGACCAUGAAUCAGCACAGACAGUCCUUCAGGGAAGCCCUCAAGAGGCAGCACUGGUUCAAGGUGUGUCCCACUGUGAGGCUUUUAAACCAUCGAACACAACACGCUGUGUCGCUGCCAGCAGACUGCCUGCCGUAAUAAAUGCCACUGAACAGGAAUGGGUGUGGACAGCUGCAGGAAAAGAACGCAGAAUAUCACAGCAGGCUGGUUCUGAUGACAGAAGACAUGAUUUGCAGCCAUUUGACAUCUUGAACGAAGCCCCUGUGACUCUGCAGGGAAAGUCAGUGAUGAAGUUGGGGGCGCCAUCGCUGCUGAAUGAUUACUACACUAAUCUCCUCGACUGUAGUUGUGAUGGUUUGGUUGCAUUAGCUCUGGCCUCCUCCGUUUACAUUUGGAAUUCAGAAACUCGUGCCCUGGUGGGACAUUUGGAUCCACAACUAGGACAUACCCACCGUCAGUCCAUCUCAUCUCUGUGCUGGAGCAGAGACGGCAGAACUCUCUGCAUCGGGACCAGACGAGGGCAGAUACAGCUGUGGGAUGUUGAACAGAAGCAGAGCAUGAGAUGUCUGCUGUCGCACCUGUCUGUGGUCGCAGGCCUUUCCUGGAAGCAGCAGUUACUUAGCAGCGGCUCUGUUCUGGGACACAUCCAUCACCUCGACCCUCGGGCCUCUACACCUCUAGUGGGCGUAGCCGUCCAGAAGGAGGCGAUCUGCAGCCUGCAGUGGUCACCGGAGGACAACUGGUUGGCCAGCGGCUCCACGGAGGGUCACCUGCAUAUCUGGGAUGGUGACAUCACAGGUGUCAAAAGGUCACGUCAGCCAAUCGCUACAAUGAAACAGCCCAGCGCUGUUAAGGCGAUGGGAUGGUGUCCAUGGCAGAGACAGGUGAUCGCUACAGGAGGAGGAUGGAAAGAUGGAGAGCUGAGAAUCUGGGACACACUUUCAAGCUCUUGUUUGACGUCGAUCAGCACAAAUUCACAGAUCUGUUCCCUUCGAUGGGCUGAAAAGAAGCGAUAUCUGAUCACAAGUCACGGCCUCCCUCAUCACCAAGUCGCCUGCUGGAGGUGGGAGUUUCCCUCCAUCAGCCCGAUCAACCAGCUAACAGGUCAUUCUCAUCGAGUCCUGCACUUGGCCGUAAACCCUGACAACACUCAGAUCUUCUCCGCUGGAGCAGAUCAGCGCUUUCACAGCUGGGAUCUGUAGUUAUUAACAUGACUGCUGAAUGUUGUUGGCGUCUGGUCCGACCUGUGUGAAAUCUCUAUCCACAUACAUAUUGAUUAAAUAUUGCUCGCUUUCUUCUUUCUUUCUUUCUUUCUUUCUUUGUAAGAAACUGCUCACUUCCUGCCCUCCACACUUCACUUAACUAACCACAAUAUCAAGCUGUCUUAUCAUCAGUCCACAUCAGCUGUCAGGCUUCAUGUCUGACAAGAUAUUUAAAUUUAUAAAGAUAUAACAGAAACAAUGCAUUAUUUAACACUUACACACAGUUUUACUGAAUAUUGUGCAGGUUUCAAUAGUGAUAGUGUCUUCUUCAGCCAAAUCGCACUUUAGUCAUAAAAAAUGUCUCAGCAUCGGUCAUUUAUAAUCUUGUCACAUCAUCACAAAUAUGUUUUAUAUAAGUGAUUCAAGCAACAUUUGAAAAAUAUCGAUGUCGCACUUGCAUUAUGUUAACAUCUGAAAAUACAUUUUUGCAAAGUAACCUAAUGGAAAACAGCAUUUCAACACAAACCAACACUUUUACCAACUGAAUUAAAAUGUGGGAAUCUUAUUUUAUCCUUGUUUAA